Molecule: messenger RNA, 330 nt
Organism: Opisthorchis viverrini
Lineage: Eukaryota; Metazoa; Platyhelminthes; Trematoda; Opisthorchiida; Opisthorchiidae
Exons: 2
Source: RefSeq, a predicted model, not a curated record
GCUCCAAACUCACAAUCUCGUCAGUCAGCGUGGAACCAUGCUCCACGACACCGUGUGUUCUGAAAAGGGGGGGUUCCGCUACGAUUAGCAUCGUGUUCCAAGCAAAUGACACUGCUGGACUUCCUGGAGACGCUUUAGUCCAAGGUAUCAAAUGGGGAAUACCGUUCUCUUUCAACCUGGAUAGUCCUCAGAUCUGUGGAGACGUCCAACCGAGUUGUCCACUUGAAUCCGGACAAUGGUACACAUACACCAAAACGAUAUCCAUCUCUUCCUGGUAUCCGGCGGUGAGUCUUAGCAAUUUCCCCGUGCGUAGUUGCUAUAGACAUGCUU